Messenger RNA from Portunus trituberculatus (swimming crab), 2801 nucleotides. RefSeq names its product proline-rich receptor-like protein kinase PERK9. NCBI's taxonomy places the organism in Eukaryota, Metazoa, Arthropoda, Malacostraca, Decapoda, Portunidae. The record is from RefSeq and is a predicted model, not a curated record. The transcript is spliced from 3 exons. The coding region runs from base 1 to 849 and encodes 282 amino acids.
AUGGAUGUCAGUUCUGUGUUGGAAAUAUUUGUUGAGGCAGGUGUGGUCAUGACUGCGGCGGUGCGGUGUGAGCGUGGCGGGAAAGCUUAUCGUCUCGGUUACUCGCCUUUGCGGGGACGCGAUGCUGAACCAGCGGCCACCACCUCAAUCCUUCCAGUCAGCACCGCCGCCGCCGCCGCCGCCGCCAGCGUUCCAACAGCAGGCGCCCCUCCCCUCCACCCCACCCCGUCUCCCCAGCAAGUCUUCCAGUCCCAGCCAGCCUCGCGUCCCCAGCAACAAGUGUUCCAGCCCCCUCCUACGCCCCAGCCCGCGCCCAGACCUCCACAGACUCAGCGUCCCUUCGUGCCGUCUCCUCCUGACCUGGCCAACUUCGGCGCGCUUCGUCCAGACAGUAUCCUGAACUCCCCAUCACCGCAGCAGCCAUCCCACGGCCGGCCUCGUCCCUCUCCCCAGCAAUCCUUCCCGUCCCAAGGCUUCCCUGCGCCACUCCCGGACCUCAGCGACAAUAAUAUCAUCGGCAUGACACCACCGCCGCCGCCGCCGCCCCGGGCAAGGCCGCAGCUCACCACCACAAGGCCCAGACCACCCCAGUCCCCUCCCCAGCCACGGCCCCAGCAACGGCCCCAGCAACGGCCCCAGCCCCAGCCCCAGCCCCAGCCGCCGCGAGCACCUCCCCCACGGCUGCCGACCACCGCCCUGCCGCAGCGUCCCUUCACCUCGCCUCAGUCUAACUCCGUGGACGAGCUGCUGGCGAACCCCGUGCCUGCGGUCAACGCCGGAGUGCUGCCACUCGCCAACGAGAAGCCCCAGCAGCCACAGCUCUUCCCGCCACUCGUCAGCAUACGUUGAUACACACUCUUGCCCGCGACGCAACUCACGUUCAUUAAAUCCUGACCCUGUUGGUUUUGUCCCGUCCGUUCACCCUGUUUUGUGUUCUUUACUUUCUUCCGAAGCUGCUUCGUGAUUGUGUCCAUGUUAUUCUGCGCAUGUAAAUAUAAAAAGAAACAGGUUUCAUACAUACAAUCAUACAGACUCAGCCUGGGUAUGUGAAACACACACUCUUCUCUAUUUACAUAAUGCAUACAUGACAACCAUUCCUUUCGGCACGACGCUUCACAUAACACUUGACACCCACGCUAAAAAAAACAUCCCUCCCACUGUCUUUACUCUCACACACGGACGCGCCUCUCAUCAAUAACUUAUUAUUGAAGCCCUCCUCAGUGGUGGAGACACCCGCUCACCAAUACCACGGCUUAGCGGCAACUUGGGCGUGUGCAGUUGCCCUUCCCCUGCCGCUGCUUCCCUGCCGUGGAGCAGGUGGAAGCAGCGAGUCAAGGGGAGGCGGUGCUGCGGAAAACAAGUCACGCGAGAUUGCUUCAUCCCAGCCGCACGUUACCCUCCUCUUGCCUGAUGCUUUCUAGUGUUAAGGUCUUCAAGCAGCGGCGGCGACAAGCGAAACCAUGUCUAGUAGGAUUCAUACAGUGCUCAACUCGCUUCCUUUGAGCUUUUGGUAUGAGAGUAUAUAAAAUUCUCGAACGUUUCAGCGCCGUAUCUCUUCUAUUUUAAUGGUUAUAGUGAACGUUCACCUUUUUCACUGCAAUUCGAAACAAUUAACAGUACCAGAAGUAAUACAUGAAAUUAUAACAAGCAACUACAAGAAACAAUAGGGUUAAAAAUGGUAACUUUGCCAUUUCUACAGUGUUUCAAGAUUGGAAGUGCCAUGGCAGUAGGACAAAUAAUGAUGUCUCAGAGUGAUUAGUUAUUAAGGAAAGAUGUAUCAAAUAAUAGUCAAGAGGUUAAUAAUUGAGUUUUCAAGAGUGUCUCCAUGAUUGCAGUGGUAGUUAAACAAGAACACUAUAUUGACAAUGAGAAAACACUUGACAUAAACCGAUUGAUCACCUGUGGCCUUUGAAAAAUAGUCCUAGUGUGUCCUGACAGACUCUCAUGUGGAUGUUUAUUAUAACUUUCACGACUUUUCCUCUCAAGUUUAGAUUAAAUAGUCGGGGUUUUCAUGGGAGUUGUUCUAUAGGUGAUGCAGAAUCAUUGUUACACUAUCAAUACAGCUGUAAAAACACUUAUGAAAACCCCCAAUAACUUCCACUACAGCCUGUUGAAAAUAAGAGACAAGCUGAUAUUCUGAAAUUCUUUGUUCUCUCAUUUCACGACUAUUUUUCAAAGUCCCAGAGAUCAUUAGCCAACUCCUCAAGAGCGUUUCCUGGUAAAUAAAACAAAAAGCUGUUAAUCUGUCCUAAAAAACACACUUUAAAGCACAAGUAACUUCAACUAGAGCUUUUUGAAUGUAGUGGAGGUGCGGCGUCAAGGUAUUUCAAAUGAUGGUGCCCCAACAUGACAAAAUUUUGAAGUUGAGAGAAAACGGGAAGAAAUGGAAGGAAGUGUAUUAGUUUACUUGACUUCUAACCACGAGUGUACAGAUAGAUAGAUGUAUUGCUGCCGCUGCUUGCCACGCCAUCCUGUACAUAUACUGACAGCUUGUGAUAUCUUGAGUUACAUUACCAUUAUCAUUAGUAUCAUCGUUAUUAUAUUUUUGUAAUGCCGUUUGGUUGGAGAAAUCUACCUGCCUGCCUGUUUGUCUGUCUAUCUGUCUGUCUGUCUGUUUCAUUUCUUAGGUAUAUCAUUAUAGUGCUGUAACGUAAUGAACACAUAAAGAUGCCAUGGAAUAAAGGAAAUACAAGAAAGAAGAAAUGAGAGACAUUUGAAUAAGAAACAAUAAAAAGAAAGAGACGGAGAGAAACAAAGGAGUAAAAGUGAACAAGAGGAAAAAAUAAGCAAGGAGAAAAUAA